Molecule: messenger RNA, 324 nt
Organism: Moesziomyces aphidis
Lineage: Eukaryota; Fungi; Basidiomycota; Ustilaginomycetes; Ustilaginales; Ustilaginaceae
Source: the annotation of a GenBank genome assembly
AUGCCCGAGGAGCUGAACGCGCGUCCUGCGCUGGGACUGGGCGGGGUCCAGAAGCGCAUAGGUGGAGCUGCAGCGCUGCCAGAUCAUGCGUGCCUGAGCCAGUGUCCGCUCUCGGAUCGGAAGGCAACUCGACCCUUGGAAAACGCACCUGGCCUUUGCGUGACGGAAUGGACAAGCCAGGCGCAACGCUCGCUUCAGAUAAUCGACAUCUGGCAGACCGUCUCGAUCGCUGCCCGGGUCGGCGGCGCUGGAGGCCAGAAAGGCAACGUGUCAAAUGCUGUUGCAUCCUCCAGCAUUCGCGAGGCCGCGGCUGAGCAACGCUAG